GCUUCGGCCUUGGGAGAGCUGUGCCCUACUGAACCUUUUACGUAUAAAUCCUUAUGCUGUUGUUGCGUGGUUAUAUUUGUAUAUUUAUAUCUUUGGAUAUAAAGAGUUAUUACUCUUUGUUCCUUCUACAGCACCUGUUUCCUUAACAGAUUCUUCAAAUGGCCUUUUACCCAAAGGGCUGAAACAAACCGUUAAGUUUCUGUCAGUGACCUUGACCAUCCUAUAACAGCAUUUAGAACAAAGCUGCGCUUCCAGCUCCUCAAUUUACAGUUUGUGGGGCUACAAAGGCGGCUCGGAUUAGUUCAGCUACAUUCCAUAGAUAAAACAAUUCAAACUGCUUGUAAAAUUUUUUUACUUUGUGUACCCAUUGUGGUUAUUACCCAUAAAAACCUGUGUGAGGGCAAUGGCUUCCUGCUCUUGUUACCUUGAGUUGGUAAUUUUUAAUGCUACUUAAGCAACUUUUAGUUCUGUUUUUGUCCCUGGAUGCGACUCUUUCGUGCUCCUUCUGAAAUCAAAAGUUAUGAUACCUUUGCUGAGCUGUGUGUUUGGUGGCAAACAUCAGUGUGGUGCAUAUAUAUAAUAAACUUCUUAGAAAAGCAGCAAAUUGAACAGCUAAAUAGUGUUUUCAGGAAAGUACUAACGCUUUACAACAAAAGUAAAAAAAUCCUGGGUAUGUUAUAGUUUGAGAAAUAUCAGUGCAAAGCAUCACUUGUGGUUUUGUUUCUUUUCCCAUUUAGCUUGAUUUAAAAGGUGAGCGAAGGUUCUGCCAGAAACCUGCAUAAAAACCAUGAGUUCGGGAGAAGAAAGCAUCUGCUCUCCUGAUUCAACAGUAUCUUCUCUUUUAAGAAGCUUUAGUAUUGACAGCGCUACUCCCCGCUCCAACAGUUGGGUUCAUUACAAGGACAAGUUGUAUAGCUCUGCGUCUGAGGCUUUGGAGGCUUAUAUUGAAGAUUUUGAUUUAAGUCUCACAUCUCCAGGCAUAAGCACUGGAAAAAUCUGCCUGUGUCACAGCACUCCCAAACAGACCGAGUUUUCCAAGCGUCGCGCCAAAGCAAAACGUGGUAUGUCAUCUGCAAAUACACCUUUUGCACUGGGGGAUGUCAGUCAGCUGGUGGGUUUGGGUUCUCGUGCUUCCCCCUCUGGAAGGCAGACAGAACAUGACCCGGACUCCACCAGUCUCGCAACAGAUGAUCUGUUGGCAUUUCCUGCAGAUGGGUCGCUGCCUUUUGACCUUUUGAAAUCAAGGCAUCCACGCAGUGCCUGGAACAGCCGGUCGCUUAACACGUCUCGCUGCCCUUGCCAAACCUCAUCGCUCGGUGCCAAGAGCGCUUUUGGUCUCCAGGAGGAUGGGAAAGCUGUUGCUCGCCAGAAUCCGCACAAAGACUUGAGCAAAAAGAAAGACCAAGUGUCUAAACCUGAUGGGUAUGAUGCUGUCGCCUCUAAGGGAAGUUCCAGACCCUUGUCUUUGGAAGAUAAUUCUUUUUCAAUGAGGAAUUACCCACGGUGGCUCACCAGCCAGAAAUCUGCCCUGAGUGUGUCAGGGAUAAGCAGCAUCCCUGAUUUUCACUACCCAGCCUGGCUGAAGAGUUACAACCUCUUUCCUGAUUCAGCUCAAAGCGAGGGGCAAAAUGUUAAUGUACAAAGCAAAGCUUCCUCUUCACAGACAUUGGAGACCCUGCGAAAAACACACUCUGGAGAUCAAGACAGUUCUAAUUGUUUUGAACAGGAUUGCUGGAAUCAAAGAGGUGCUAAUAAAGUAGAAGGAAGUUGCAACUCUGAUCCAGAAGACCAGCUGGAGUUCCUUACCUUGAAGGCUGACAAAGGUCUGGAGGGUUCAACCCAAGAUGUGUCAGAUACUCCGGAAGAUGCCGCGAGUCCUUCUACCACAGAAAUACUGGGAGCAGAAAGAUCAUGGGAAAACGCUCCAGCUGCUUCCAAAGCACCGGUGCCUGUGUGCUGUGAGGACAUGGGGAGCGCUCCACCCCUCCCCAAGGCAGAGAUCAUCCACAAGUUCCUGCAAGACUGCUUGAAUGACAAAAAUAAGGAAGCCGUUUCUUGUGACGAUCAGCAUCACAGACCCCUUGAAGCUUUGAAGCUGAUGCUGUUUAAACUUCAAGCAAUUCAGGGAAGCUUCAGCCAGCAUGAAACUGCUGAGCAAGAGGAAGAGUUGGAAAGACUUUCUGGACAAGCAGAGUCUGAAUUCAAACUGUGUGACAGUGAGAUAACACCUCUUACUAAUUCUAUUCAAAAGGCUUUACACCAUUUGUCACGUCUCCAAAGUCUUGAAGAUAACAGCAAGCAACAAGAGCAGACCAGUGAUCGUGAAGAUAAGCAACAAAUGAAAGAAUAAUCCCUGAAGCUGAUAUCUAAGAACAAUAUUCUGUAAUUGAAAUAAUUUGUCAGCCUGACCACUGCUCAAAAAUCUUUUGAAAGCUGAACCAGUGCGUGUUCCCAAAAACGUUGUAUUCAGUAUUUCUGUGCAUGUGUUAAUAUUAAUUACUUCAAAGCUUAGCUGAUUAUUAGUGCUUCCAGCAGGAUAUAACAAUAUGUGAGGAGAGAUACUGCUUUUUAAUGAGUACAUAAUUAAAAUAAUGUGAAUGUU
Molecule: messenger RNA, 2602 nt
Organism: Columba livia (rock pigeon)
Lineage: Eukaryota; Metazoa; Chordata; Aves; Columbiformes; Columbidae
Product: lung adenoma susceptibility protein 2 homolog
Exons: 7
Coding region: 788-2350 (520 amino acids)
Source: RefSeq, a predicted model, not a curated record